UCCGACUAGACUAUAUAAAGUUAAUUGUGGCACUGUAUGGGUAAUGUACAUUAAAUAAAGUUGUUUAACCGAAUCCAUAUUUAAUUGUCAGUCUAUCAAGUAUAUUACAUAACAUUUGGCGACGAGGUCGGUCUUAAACAACUUAAAAGUUUUCACAUGUCACAUGUGCUCGUUUUAAGGUUAUGGUCGCAGUUGGCAGGAUAACCAAACCACAGUACAGUUUGUCAGCGAUCAGUGACAGUGGCAAGUGAUCGUGGUGUGACUCGGUCCUUAGACAAGGAAAGAGAGCUUCGGGCUGUAACAGUAAGGUUAGGGUGACGUAACCUUGUUUUUUUUUUGUUGAUGUCCAAGGAAAAAGUCAUGGCAUUAGUAGGAAACAUUGAGCAGUUUAAUGAAACAGGUGGGGAAGAUUUCAAUUCGUAUUUAGAACGACUAGAGCACCUAUUCAUAGUCAAUAAGGUAGAUGAAAAUAUGAAGAUCUCCCUGUUCAUUACACUUGCAGGUCCUAUGGUUUAUCAGACUCUCAAAAAUCUGGUGGCCCCAAAAAAACCAACAGAAUUAACAUAUGCUGAAAUAAAAAGCAAGUUAAUUCUUCAUUAUGCGCCACCUGUGUCAGAAAUUUAUGAGAGAUUUGUGUUUUAUAACUGCCAACAAAAAGUGAAUCAGUCAGUUAGUGAUUACAUGGUGGAACUGAAGAAGUUAUCCAGCACAUGUAAUUUUGGGCAAUUUUUAGAGGAUGCACUGAGAGACAGGUUUGUUUGUGGCAUGAUGGAUGAAGGUAUUCAAAAAAAAUUGCUUGCGGAAGCAGGUCUGACAUUUGCUAAUGCAUGUCAGAUAGCCCAAGCAUCGGAACUAGCCCAAAAACAGGUUAGGAGUUUAGCGGACACAAGCAGUAAUGUCAAUAGCUUAAAAAAAUCUGGCUUCCAGCAGUCUAGCAGUGAUAAGGUAAAAUGUCCUAAGUGUGGAAGGAAGCAUGAGAAAGGAGAUUGUCCAGCGUCUAGGUGGAAGUGUUACGGGUGUUCUAAGGUGGGACAUGUUAAGAGAUUAUGUCCAAACAAGAAGAAUUCAUCUACCAUAGGGGUUGUAGAAGAAAGUGAAAGUGACAGCGUGUUUCAGUGUAACGAACUCAAUGAAGAUUUGUGGAAGUUGAAUAUGUUAAAAGAUGAAGCUUCAGGGGCGCCACACAAAUUAAAACUAUUAUUAAAUGGUGAGUUAUAUAUUGAUUUUGAGGUUGAUACUGGAGCUUGUAAGUCAGUAAUAUCUGCAGAUGGUUACAAAAUAAUGUUCGGUAAUCAGGUAAAAUUAAGUCCUGUAAGUUAUAAGUUAAAUGUGGUUUCAGGGCAAGGUAUUAAAGCUAUUGGAGAAUGUAAUGUCAAGGUUGAAUUAGAUAAUAAUAAUUUUAUAUUGCCACUAACAGUAAUAGAAUCUCCAAAGCAGUUUACCCCCUUAUUGGGUAGAAAUUGGCUCAAUGUCCUGUUUCCUGGGUGGCAACAGAAGUUUUCAUCUGGAUUUGUAAAUUUCCUUCAAGGCUCAAAUACUGUCAGUGAGUUGAAACUCAAAUUUCCAGUAGUGUUUGACAAUAAUUUGUGUAACCCUAUUAAGAUAUUUAAAAUUAAUUUUAGUAUUAAAAAAGAUGCUACGCCUAUUUUUAGAAAACCUUAUUCGAUGCCAUAUGCAUUAAAACACAAAGUAGAGGAAAAGUUGGGCCAAAUGAUUAAAGUUGGGAUUCUAAAACCAGUUAGUUUUUCAGAAUGGGCCUCGCCCAUAGUAAUAGUCCCAAAAAAAUGUGGAAAUGAUGUUAGAAUCUGCGUGGAUUUUCGAGUCACUGUAAAUAAGGUCUUGAAUGUAAAUCAAUAUCCUCUUCCUAUACCAGCAGACAUUUUUGCGAGUUUAGCAGGUGGAAAGAUUUUUUGUGUUUUAGAUAUGUCUGGAGCAUACCAACAACUUCAGGUGCAUUCAGAUUCUCAAAAAUAUCUUACCAUUAACACUCACAUGGGUAUGUUUAGGUAUACUAGGCUUACAUAUGGAAUUGCUUGUGCACCAGCUUUGUUUCAAUCUGUUAUAGACCAAAUUCUCUGUGGUAUACAAGGUGUUAGUGUGUACUUGGAUGAUGUUUUGAUUGCUGGUAGUUCUUUGGAACAUGCAAAGGAAAUUUUAGGUAAAGUAUUAAGUAAAUUAUCUGAGUUUAAUGUAAAACUAAAUGUAGACAAGUGUAGAUUUUUUGAAAAUCAGGUUGAGUAUUUAGGACAUUUAAUAGAUAAAGAUGGUAUACAUCCUACUAAAGAAAAGUUAAGGGCCAUUGUAGAUGCUCCAGAACCCAGAGAUUUGACACAGUUACGUUCAUAUUUGGGUCUAAUAAAUUUUUAUAGUAAAUUUGUACCUAUGUUAUCAAGUCAGUUAAGGCCCUUGUAUAAACUUUUGGAGAGAGGUCAAGAAUUUUCAUUAAAUAAGGAGUGUAUUGAAGCAUUUGAAAAAAGUAAAAGAUUAAUUUGUGAAAAUGAUGUCCUCGCACAUUAUGAUACAAAUAAAACCAUAGUGAUAGCAUGUGAUGCAAGUGCUUAUGGAGUGGGAGGUGUGUUGAGUCAUAGAGAAAGUAACGGUCAGGAGAAGCCAAUAUUUUUUGUUUCAGGUUCCCUCAGUAAGGCUGAAAAAAACUAUUCACAAUUAGAACGUGAAGCCUUGGCUAUUAUCUUUUGCGUUAAAAAAUUUCAUAAAUUUAUUUAUGGUAGAUCUUUUAUUUUGGUCUCAGACCAUCAACCGUUAAAAAUACUUUUUAACCCAGAUCGCAAUAUUUCAGUAUUGUCUGCUUCACGGAUUACUAGAUGGAAUGUCAUUUUAUCAGCCUAUAGCUAUACUAUAGAAUAUAGAAAGGGGUCAAAGAUGUAUGAGGCAGACAUGUUAUCACGAUUACCUUUGAGUGACGUAACUGGUAUUGAUAGUUCAAUUAAUUCAUUUAAUUUAACAGAGGAUUUACCUAUUUCAUAUGAGGAUGUAGCUAAAGUCUCAUCAAAAGAUGGUAUUUUGUUACAGGUGAUGGAUUUUGUAAAAACAGGUUGGCCAAAUAAAUGUGGAGAUGGUGAACUUAAACCAUAUUUCUUGAAAAGAAAUGAACUUUCUAUUGAAAGUCAAUGUUUGAUGGUAGGUAUAAGGGUGGUAAUCCCCACUGUAUUACGUGAAAGUAUUUUGGAAUUAAUUCAUGAAGGACAUAUAGGUAUCGUACGGUCUAAAAUGUUAGCUAGAGCAGUAGUGUGGUGGCCGGGGUUGCAACAGGAUAUUGAGACAAUGAUCAAUAGUUGUCAGGUAUGUCAGAUAACGCAAAAUAAUUCUGAAAAGGCUUUAGUGUCUUGGCCUAAAACUGAAAAUGUAUUUGAACGAAUACAUGUUGAUUUUUUUUAUAAAAACAAUUGUACAUUUUUAAUUAUUGUAGACUCUAAAUCAAAGUGGGUUGAUAUACAUGUUAUGAAAAAGGGUACUUCAGUAUUACACACCUUAGACAAGUUGAAGGUAACUUUCUCUUUGAUGGGUCUGCCAGUUAUGCUGGUGAGUGAUAAUGGUCCACCGUUUAACGCUACUGAAUUUACAAGAUUUUGUCAAAACAAUGGAAUAACCAUUCUAAAAAGUCCACCAUAUCACCCUCAGUCAAAUGGGUGUGCAGAGAGACAUGUUCAAACAGUCAAAGCUGCAUUGGAAAAAUGUUCCAUUCAACAGUCGGAGCUCACUAUGGAGCAGCAAGUGGUAAAUUUCCUAUUUAAGUAUAGAAAUACACCAAGUGCUAGUACUGGGUUAAGUCCCAAUGAAAUUGUCUUCAAAGUUAAACCUAGAACCAGAAUUGACCUUUUAAAACCCAGAAAGGAAGGGAAAGUUAUGUUCAACAAAAAUGUUGACUAUGUAAAACCAGAUGUCUUUACUACAGGUGAAAAAGUGUUAGUGGGCAAAUUAGGUCCAUAUGUUCAGGACAAAUGGGUAGAAGGGGUUAUUGUAAGAUGUGUAAGUGCAACUACAUAUUUUGUAAAGGUAGAUGAUAAAAUUAUGUAUAAACAUGUGAAUAAUUUAAGAAAAUUAACUAACACACGUGUAAACUUGGAUGUUGAAAAAUGUACGGAGCUUUUACCAGUAUCACAUGCAAAUGUAGGCAAUGACAUGGUUCCUAUAGCUAAAAUUCCAAAUUCGGAUGAACAAGACAAAGGAAAUUUGAUACAGGUAAAAUCUCCAUCCAUCCAAACAGAGGCACACCCUAGUAGUAGCCUGUCACAAGCAGUUAGUGGUGACUGCGCAGUAAAUUCACCUGGAACUGAAACGUCCCUGAGACGUAGUUCCAGGAUAGGCAAAAAACGUGUUAGAUUAGACCUUUAGUUUAGUAGGGAAGGAAAUGUUGUAUAUCUGUUAGUGUUAAGUUAGUUACAGAUGGAAAUGAUGGGUAACACUUAGCAGGACUGACAGUGUGUGUCAUUUUCGACGUUAGUUAUCCAAGCUAGUGGUUAGGGAACAUACGUAUUGUAUCCGACUAGACUAUAUAAAGUUAAUUGUGGCACUGUAUGGGUAAUGUACAUUAAAUAAAGUUGUUUAACCGAAUCCAUAUUUAAUUGUCAGUCUAUCAAGUAUAUUACAUAACACAAUUUUUGAAUGUUUAGGAACACUACUUCCGACAUGUGGAAAAAAGUUAAGACAAGAUGGCAGCAGAAAAUUAAAAUGCAAUGCUGUACCAACAAUAUUUAGAGAAGAAAGCGAAAAAAAACUGUAAAUAGUAUUUAAGGCAACGAUUGUGAAUGAGUGAGAAGUCUAAUAAAGCCACGACGAGAUACUGUAUUAGAGCGUACGAUUUGGAGGUAUUUUUGAUUAGAUAAAUUUUGUAAAGUACAAUAUAAGUUAGAUUUGAUAAUGUGUAGUAUUUCCUAAUAAAUUAAAUACUAUUAAGUGUUUAUUGUUCUUGUAAGUUAGUGUGGUAAAUAAAUAAUAUGAAGUAAG
This is a messenger RNA of Diabrotica virgifera virgifera (western corn rootworm), 4965 nucleotides long. RefSeq lists its product as uncharacterized. Lineage: Eukaryota; Metazoa; Arthropoda; Insecta; Coleoptera; Chrysomelidae. Gene Ontology annotation, biological process: DNA integration. Bases 343 to 4353 code for a protein of 1336 amino acids. The record is from RefSeq and is a predicted model, not a curated record. Gene Ontology annotation, molecular function: zinc ion binding; nucleic acid binding. The transcript has 2 exons.